This is a messenger RNA of [Torrubiella] hemipterigena, 1001 nucleotides long. Lineage: Eukaryota; Fungi; Ascomycota; Sordariomycetes; Hypocreales; Clavicipitaceae. The record is from the annotation of a GenBank genome assembly.
UUCUCUAUUAAUCUUUGUCUUUCUCUCUCUUUAAUUAUGGCCUCUAGUAGAUUAGCCUCUAGUGUCUCAAAUAAGGAGAGCUUUAUUCCAAAGCAUCACCUGAAAGUCCUGUCCCAAGAAAUUUAUGACGACCUUGGAAUAUAUCGUCUACUACUGGGCAGCGCGUUCGCUAUCUCACUGUUGAAACAGGCAUCUUUGACGAUGAUACAAUGUGUCGCCCGUAUCUGUUCAUUCCUGCUUUGCCCGGCAUACCAGGUGGAGAGUGGACGCGGAUGCAUAUCUCGAGAAAUGGCGACAGGCGCAAAACUAUGAUAUCGAACGAUCCCUUGGAUGGAAUCAAAUGUAUUUGGCAUGACGAACGGAUUGAUGUUCUCACUUUGCCAGAGGGCAAAUAUCUCACGAAAUGUGCUCGUGAAACUAUUUACCAGGGAAACGCUGCAAUCAUGAAAGUCGCCAACUUUGAGUACGAUAUACCUCAAAUCGAAAAUGAGACCUGGGCGUACUCAGUGGUGAAUGGCUAUGAGCGGAACUAUGCAGAUGAACAUUCUCUUGUACCAAGGUUUCUAGGUCAUUUGACAGAACAUGGGCGGGUAAUAGGUAUUCUGCUCGACAAAUUGCCCAAUGUCAGAUGCGCCUCUAUUGAUGAUUUGGAAGUGUGCGAGGCCUUUGUGACCCGGAUUCACAAUGCUGGUUUGAUCCAUGGUGAUGUUAACCGAUUCAACUUUCUUAUAGACAACCAGGACUCUGCGAAGUCUUGUAUUCUUGAUCUUGAACACGCCGAAAUGUUUGAUAGAAUUAAGGCUGUGUUAGAGUUAGAAUCUCUUAUCUCGGAGCUUACUGAAGAGACUGGGAGAGGUCAAGGCUUCGUCUAGAAGGAAAAAAGACUGCAAAGGAUAUAAUAAGCCAGUGAACGUCAAUCUUCUGUCAACCUAUAAUCACAACUGCUAGAUAACACAUACAUAGCUUUACUCUGAUAAAAUUCACCGAACAAUACACACCGC